Messenger RNA from Elgaria multicarinata webbii, 3792 nucleotides. It is a transcript of the gene ERCC5, whose product is annotated as ERCC excision repair 5, endonuclease. Gene Ontology annotation, biological process: nucleotide-excision repair. Bases 136 to 3525 code for a protein of 1129 amino acids. Lineage: Eukaryota; Metazoa; Chordata; Lepidosauria; Squamata; Anguidae. The transcript has 16 exons. Gene Ontology annotation, molecular function: DNA endonuclease activity; single-stranded DNA binding. The record is from RefSeq and is a predicted model, not a curated record. Gene Ontology annotation, cellular component: nucleus.
UCGGCAGGAACUACAUCUCCCAGCAGGCAGUGGCGACAGGCGCAGGCUCUCUUCGUCUGAAGAUGCGGAAGGGUCGGUGACGUCACGGCGAUGGCGGAGGUUCGAUUCACCUUUCAUUAAAAUAUUUAAUAAAAGAUGGGAGUUCAAGGACUUUGGAAACUGCUGGAGUGCUCUGGAAGACCUAUAAACCCGGAAACACUGGAAGGAAAAAUUCUUGCUGUUGAUAUCAGCAUUUGGCUGAAUCAAGCUGUUAAAGGCGCAAGGGACCGCCAUGGAAAUUCCAUCCACAAUGCUCAUCUCCUCACUUUGUUUCACCGACUUUGCAAGCUGCUAUUCUUUCGGAUCCGUCCUGUCUUCGUUUUUGAUGGAGAAGCACCACUUUUGAAGAGGCAAACUUUGAGCAAGCGAAGACAACGAAAAGAAGUUGCAGCCACUGACUCCAAGAAAACUACGGAGAAACUUUUGAAAACUUUCCUGAAACGACAAGCUGUCAAAACGGCGCUAGCAGGCAAGAGGCAAGAACAUCCCCUCCAUGUGUGUUUCCCCAGCCUUUCAGAAAUAAGAAGAGAAGAAGUCGAUGAUAUUUAUGUUUUGCCUUCUUUACAAGAAGAUGAAAAAGAUAGCUCAGAAGAGGAAGAUGAAAAGGAAUGGGAGGAGAGAAUGACACAGAAAAAGAUACUGCAGGAAGAACUGUUUGAAAACCCUCACUCUGUAGACGUUGACUCAGAAGAUUUCCUGAGCCUGCCCCCUGAAGUAAAGCAUGAGAUCCUCACUGACAUGAAGGAAUUCACAAAACGAAGAAGAACUUUAGUCGAGGCAAUGCCGGAGGGAUCCAGUGACUUCUCCCAGUAUCAGCUAAAGGGAUUGCUUAAGAAAAGCAGCUUAAACCGUCACAUAGAAAAGGUGCAGAAGGAGAUGAAUGAUCAGCACUCGGGCCAAAUCCAGAGCCAGUAUGAAGACGACGGGGGUUUCUUGAAAGAAGUGGAGACCAGGAGGGUUGUGUCUGAAGAUACUUCUCACUACAUCUUGAUAAAAGGUAUCCAGUCCAAAGGAGAUACCUCCAGAGGUCCGGUGACGACACCUGCAGGCCGUUCUUCCACAGUACCUGAGGAGUCGAAGCCUAGUAGGAAUGUUAACGAGGCUCAGGUUCAUGUCAAGCCACCUCCAAGUGAUCUCUUAAAGGCCGAAUCAAGCAGCAGUACUUACCCGGAACCUCCUUCUCCCAGAACGGUGCUUGCUAUCCAGGCUGCGAUGCUGGGAAGCAGUUCAGAGGAGGAAUUGGAAGAUGAAAACAAAAAUCGGCUUGAUUCAGAUAAACCCUGGUUUGGCCCUAGCACAGAUGCUGGCAAUGUGUCCCCAAGAACUCUGAGGGCUAUUCGGAAGGCUUUAUGUGAGGAGGAAGAGGAUGUUAGAGUAGCUCUUACCAGUACUGCUGGUGAUAGUGAAGGAGAAAGACCUUCUGUGAAGGACCUUCUUUCCAGUAGCUCAGAUGAGGAGGACCAGGCCCUUGAAGUUCAGAGUGCGAAAGGGCUUCCAAUUUUGCCUAUUGGGCAAUCAGGAAAUCGAAUCAUUACCCAAGAGAGCAAAUUGGAUCAAAAAGUACUCUUGUUGGAAAGGGAUCAGAGCGUACCUGAAAGCCUGCUCAUCGAAAAAGGACUUUCUCCUGGGGCAGAUAGGGAAGGACGAGGUGUGGGAACCCAGGCUUCCAAAACAGAUGUGAAUUCGGCGCAAGUUGGGAAUAGAAACAGUGGUGUGCAGCAGCCAGUCAGGUCUUUGACACCGCCGUCUCUGUCAGUCUCCUCAACCGAUUCCAAAAUUAGACAAGCCGAACCUUUAAGGGAAUUGGUUCACCAGCUAGAAAAAAAGAGCUCCUGUAUGCCGCACGAAGUUGUGUUUGCUUCAGAAACGGCACAUCGUAGCGAAGAAAGGAUGGAACAUCGAUCGCAGUCUGAAGAGAGUGAUUCUGAUGAUAGCUUCAUUGAAGUGGAAGCUGAACUAACUGGUGAACCUCAACGUGAAACCCUUGAGAAGUCACCUGUUUCCGCUGAACAGGAGGAAGAGACAGCAUCUGAAGAUGCAGCAGAGAGCAACGGUGCUGUGGAGAGCCCACCAGAAAACACUGGCGAAGAUGCAGAGCUGGCUCUGCAAGAAGAUGCUGAAAUCAAAGGCCAGGCGGAUGCGGCAGUUAAUGAAUGGCAGGAUAUUAAUACGGAGGAAUUGGAAGCCCUGGAAAUGAAUCUUUCUGUCGAACAAAACACGCUUCAGGCUCAGAAACAACAGCAGGAACGUAUUGCUGCCACUGUGACGGGACAGAUGUUUUUAGAAAGUCAGGAGCUUCUACGCCUCUUUGGCAUUCCGUACAUUGAGGCCCCUAUGGAAGCAGAGGCUCAGUGUGCUGUCUUGGACCUCACUGAUCAAACCUCUGGGACCAUCACAGACGACAGUGACAUUUGGUUGUUUGGAGGACGGCAUGUGUAUAAAAACUUCUUCAGUCAAAACAAGUAUGUGGAAUAUUAUCAGUUUGUGGACUUCCAGAAUCAGCUAGGCUUGGAUCGGAACAAGUUAAUAAAUUUGGCCUACCUACUUGGCAGUGAUUACACAGAAGGCAUUCCUAACGUUGGUUAUGUAACGGCGAUGGAAGUCUUGAACGAAUUCCCUGGACGAGGAAUGGAGCCUCUCUUCAAACUUAUGGAAUGGUGGGCUGAGGCUCAGAAGAGCAAGAAAACGAGGCCCAACCCGUACGAUACUAAAGUGAAGAAAAAAUUGCGGCAGUUGCAGCUUGGACCUGGUUUCCCAAACCCUGCAGUAGCAGAAGCUUAUCUGCGCCCUGUGGUGGAUGAGUCUAAGGGAUCCUUCAUUUGGGGAAGACCCGACUUGGAACAGAUCAGAGAAUUUUGCCAGAGUCAUUUUGGCUGGACGAAGUUAAAAACAGAUGACCUCCUACUGCCUGUCCUUAAACAGAUGAAUGCUCAGCAGACUCAGCUCCGCAUUGACUCAUUCUUCCGAUUAGCGCAAGCAGAGAAACAAGCCAUCAAGAGUCAAAGGCUCCGCAGGGCUGUGACUUGUAUGAGGAGGAAAGAGAAGGAAGAAGAGCAAAGUGAAGCCCUGGAGGCAACUACAGUCCUAGAGCAGGAGUUUAAGCGGAGGAAAGGGAAGGUAGAGCGAGGCCCAGAUGGAGUCCACAGGUGGCGGGGAAAGAGGAAAAAGUGCCCCUCACCUACAGAGCAGAGUUCUUCAGGCGGAGGCUUUAUAGGGGAGAUUGAGCUUUCGGAGGCAUCUAGUGAGGCAUCUGUUGAAGACCUGGGGAAGGAAGCCUCAGAGAAGAGCAAAAGAAGGAAAACUGCAAAGACGCUCAAAGCUGACGCAGGAAGUUGUGAAACCAACGUGGAGCUUGAACCAACACGGGAUGAAGCAGGGGAUAGCAGCUCCAGUGCAGACGAGGAAAUGUCUAUGGUGACAGCCAGACCUGUUUUUGAGGGCAAAAAAGCAAAGGGCAAGUCUUCAAAGGGAAGGAGUAGGAAAUAAGUUCUACUCGCUAGUAAUGUACAUUGGAUUUUUUUGUUAAAAAAAACUAUAAAUAGCACAAUGUAACUUUCAUUAGGAGAAGAUGAAUUCCCUCUCUUCCUCAACUCCCACCUCCAUUAACUUUUUUUUUUUUUUUUUGGUAUAUAUUGGCACUAUUUACAUCAGAGAACUGCUAACGGGUGGAAUUUUUAAACCUCUUUAAAAGGAUAAUAUGAAUUUUUGCCCCAUCGAGAAAAAUAAAUGUGAGUUUGCCUCCCUUGAGAAGUU